AUGCCCCAGGCGCAUCUCCCACAGGCGCAUCUUGCGCAACAGGGACAGCAUCACAACGCUCAACAUGCCCAGCAAAUCUUCGCGCAGCAGCUAGCGAUGCAGCAGCAUCAAGCCCACCAGCAAGCAAAUAGCCAGAUGCAUCCGGGAGGCCAACCUGGCCAUUCGGGACCGAUGAGCCAGCAACAUAUGCAGAGCCUCCAGCAGGCGCAAAUCGCGCAGUCGAUGGCGCAGCAGGCCUCGCAAGGCCCCCAAGGCCAAGGACCCCAAUCCCAACCCCAACCGCCAGGUCAGCCGCAACCGCAAGGGCAGCCGUCCCAACCGGGACAGCCGCAACCAGGACAGCCGCAACCGGGCCCGCAACCGGGUCCGCAACCUCAACCUAACCCCCAAGGGCCGCAGAGGGCACCGACCCCUGCCGGCGUGCAGCCCAACCAACCGCAGAAUCAGGGACCUAACCCCGUCCAGGGCAACCAGCCGCAGCAACCUCAGGGGCAGGGCCAGUCGCUGAACGGUCAACAAGGCCAACCUCAGCAACCCACGGCGCAGAUGCUUCAGGUUAGCCACAACCAACAGCAGCUGGCCAAUAAUCUCCACCAAUUACAGCACAAGAAUGAUGGCAUGAAAGGUCACUGUCUAUUAAAGUUGCUCCAGUUCGGCGAGCAUUUAAGUGGUUAUCCUGGCUCGAGGUCAAAGGACGAUUUAACAUAUUGGAACGGCUUUGUAACGCAAUUCUUUUCACCCCGUGGUGUCUUUAGACUCUCCCUGUUCUAUAUCGGAAACGAGCCGGCGAACGAAGAGCACGCGGAUAAGCAGUACGAGAUAACGCAACCUGCCCUAGCCCGAUAUUUUCAUACACAUUUCGAGAGCGGUAUUAGGAGGAUCAACUUGACAUUCGAGAAAGGCAUCACCGACAGGCCUUUACCGAACGGUUGCCACUUCAUCGAGAACCAGAAAGCGAGUCUCACCUACUGGUUCGACAACUCUCAUGUCGUCGCAACGGGGAGUCUCCGGGCCCAGUUCGAUAGCGACCAAAAGCUAGAGCUCCUAGAGUUUAUCACACAGAGCCACGAGGAAUACCACUCGCGGAAGAUGGUCAUCGAGGCGGCGAAGCCGGCCCACCUAUGGGUUAAGCAGUGGCGCAAGGUAAAUGGUCAAGACACGCGGUCGUCACCGGAGAUGAGCAAGAAAGGGAAAAAGUCGCUGAAGUCGCCGGCAUACGCACCUCCGGAUAUCGAUCUACCUGUAUCCGCAGUCAAGCAGAACAUUGGCAUUACGGAGGCUGUUUUCCAAUUUCUAGAGAUCAUCGAGGUCGUCGGACAAAUGAAUCCGUUGUUCAACUUCUACCACGCGCAUCCCAACUUAUCCCCCUAUGGCGCGCUCGAACAAUACGUCAGCCAGAAUAUCACGAACGGGCCACAACAACCAGGGGUGAAUGGGCAGGCGCAAGCUAACGGUCCGCCAAACCCACGGACCCCUAAUUUUAACCAGUUUCCCAUGGGCGCUUCGCCGGCUGCCACGCAUCUCCAACUUCCGAACUCGCCUCAUCUAGGCAGUCCUGCUCAGGGACACAUGCAGGCGCCGGGCAUGCAGCUGCAGCAGAGCCAACAAGGAACUAGUUCCAGCGGACCCAGUGCUAACACGAGUCCCGCGAGCAAUAAGCGGAGAAGGCCGUCGACGGUGAAGACGGAGGAGGAGAGCGGCGCACCUACGCCGGCAAGUAUUGGGGGUCCUCAGGUCAACGGGGUCGUAACGAUAGCCGGCAAGAAACCCCCGACGCCGCGACUGCAGAAGCGUCUAAAAGGCAACCCAGCGUGA
This is a messenger RNA of Durotheca rogersii, 1815 nucleotides long. Its product is annotated as LIM-domain binding protein-domain-containing protein. The record is from RefSeq and is a predicted model, not a curated record. Gene Ontology annotation, biological process: positive regulation of transcription by RNA polymerase II; negative regulation of transcription by RNA polymerase II. Gene Ontology annotation, cellular component: transcription regulator complex; nucleus. Lineage: Eukaryota; Fungi; Ascomycota; Sordariomycetes; Xylariales; Xylariaceae. Bases 1 to 1815 code for a protein of 604 amino acids. The transcript has 6 exons.